AUGUCCGACCUUCCAGAAGACGUGAUCGCCGGCUUGGUCGACUCGUUCAACGCGUGCCGAACUCAAGACCACGAAGAGGUCGAGCACCACAAGAAUUUGGCUAUACAGGCGGUUUCCGAUCUUAACGACAAAUUCAUGGGCAUUCAUAACUUCCCCACCCAAGUCAACGCGCCACCCGUCAUCUUUGGCUGGGUCCAAGUAAGGACGAAGCUCCGGGAGAAGCUGGUCUCCUUUCUUUUUCCCACCUUCAGCCAACAAGUGACUGCUCUCGCAGAAGCCGUUUUAGACCUAUCGGACUCUUCAACCGAACCGAUUUCGAAACUGAAACUAGUCGUCGAAGUUGUGUCGGUACUGGGUAGCACCAUGGAGCAAUUGACAUCCUGCCUACCUUUCAUUCACCCUGCAGGCUUACAUCCGCGAUACGUCAGCCAUGACAAGGACUUCAAGAAAUUGAAGGCUUUCAUAACUCAUGGGCUUGUAGGAAGGAUAUACGAGGCAACCGAGGACGCUUGUGGCUUGUUUCGAUCCUCUCUCGCUGUUAUCGAGCAAUUGGGACACUCGCUUGAAGACCAAGCUCCUAGUAGAACAAAAUUGCUCACGAUGAAAGCUUCUUGCUUGGAAUCGAUUGAUCAAGUUAAACAAUUCGUCGACAAAUCUGAAGUAGACAUUAUACGAGACCGAUGGCAAUCCAAUAUAGCUUCAAUGUCCAAAACGCUCGACAGUUUUCUCGAACUCGCCUCAGCCCAGUCACCCCAAGAUACGUGGUCUGAAAGUCGCACUGCGAAUGAGGAUGAUGAUGAGGAUGAUACAUUAUGUGAAGCUUCUCAAGUACAUGGCCCAUCCGAAAAUGAGGUUGAAAAAUCGACGAUAGCAAUAGUCAAACUCGGAAGAUCGGGUUUCACAAAGCUAUUAAGAUUACUGUCGAAUAAACAUAUCUUCACCAUUGUGACCAACUUGCCUUCGAAGGAACUCCAUGCAUUCAGCAUAUCAGCCGACUUGGUCUCUAAGCGUAUCGGUGAAAUGGUGGAGAUUCUAUGCAAAGGUUACUUGACGGAGGAAUCUCGGGCCAGGGGUAUGACGGCUAUGAGGCGAUCAAUUUCGGAUCUUCUCAACGCCCCUAACGUUAUGCUACCCAUCAUCAAAAUUUUGGUUCCUUUGCGCGCCAAACCUGAUCAGCCUUCGCCCAUGAUUCACCUUAAGCCUUGGUUUUAUCAAUGGAAGAAACACUUUUUCUUGGCGAUUCAAAACUUUCUCGAAGCUGGUGGAUUCGAUGAAGAUUUUUAG
This is a messenger RNA of Puccinia triticina, 1284 nucleotides long. RefSeq lists its product as uncharacterized. The record is from RefSeq and is a predicted model, not a curated record. The transcript is spliced from 2 exons. Bases 1 to 1284 code for a protein of 427 amino acids. Lineage: Eukaryota; Fungi; Basidiomycota; Pucciniomycetes; Pucciniales; Pucciniaceae.